Molecule: messenger RNA, 900 nt
Organism: Danaus plexippus (monarch butterfly)
Lineage: Eukaryota; Metazoa; Arthropoda; Insecta; Lepidoptera; Nymphalidae
Product: rab-like protein 3
Exons: 6
Coding region: 113-841 (242 amino acids)
Biological process (GO): intracellular protein transport
Cellular component (GO): endomembrane system
Molecular function (GO): GTPase activity; GTP binding
Source: RefSeq, a predicted model, not a curated record
UGUUGGUAGCAGUUCAGUGUAAUGCUAUGUCACUGUCAAUAUAAAACAUCAAAAUAUUCCUUGAACGAAACAUAAAUUGAGUUCAUACUUAAUAUAAAAGGUUUACCUUUGAAUGGCUGCAAUUGAGAAGGUCAAGGUCGUCGUUCUGGGCGAUUCUGGAGUCGGCAAGACUUCACUCACUUACUUAGUCGCACAUAACAAGCCGUUGCUGUCGCCCGGAUGGACGGUCGGGUGUUCCGUGGAAGUGAAGCUCCACAAGUACAAGGAAGGUACUCAAGCACAAAAUACAUUUUUCGUAGAGCUCUGGGAUGUAGGCGGUUCUAACAACCAUAGGAACACUAGGAAUGUGUUCUAUCAGCCAACACACGGUAUAAUUUUGGUUCACGAUCUCACAAAUAGGAAAAGUCAGUUAAAUUUACAAAAAUGGUUGUCGGAGAUACUAAACCAAGAUGGUACCAAUCCAAAUUAUCAACACGUGGACGUGGAUCCAGAACAAUUUCUAGGGUCUACACAAAUUCCCAUUCUAGUUAUAGGGACCAAAUACGAUUUGGCUGAAGAGAAGCAACGAAAAAAUCAGUACCGAAGACUGGCUAGCAGUAUCGCGGAACAGUGCGGCGCUGACGAAAUAUUCGUUACCUGCCAUCAAGCAAGGUCACUCGCUCCGGGGACCAGCAACUCUGUGAAAUUAACAAGGUUCUUUGAUAAGGUAAUAGAGCGUCGUUACUAUGCGACUCAGUUUCCUGACAAACGUCGUUUGAUUCCACCCCACGUAUUAUCAACACCGGUUUCGACGAACAAGAACACGCAUUACCUCAGUCCGAGGUUCUAUCACAUGGAUUGAUUCAAAAUCAUUAUGAAACGUUAAAAAAAUAUUCUUGUAUAAUAAAAUUAUUUAAUCUG